Salvia miltiorrhiza (redroot sage) is the source of this 1341-nucleotide messenger RNA. Its product is annotated as NAC domain-containing protein 92-like. Lineage: Eukaryota; Viridiplantae; Streptophyta; Magnoliopsida; Lamiales; Lamiaceae. The record is from RefSeq and is a predicted model, not a curated record. Gene Ontology annotation, molecular function: DNA binding. Gene Ontology annotation, biological process: regulation of DNA-templated transcription. Bases 271 to 1164 code for a protein of 297 amino acids. The transcript is spliced from 3 exons.
CUAGCUAGUCUAAAAGCUUCAUUAAAAUCCCAGCUGAUUUUCUCUUCUAGAAAACAACUAUUUAAGGAGCUGCCCUUCAGCAAAAUCUCUUUCAUCCAAGGCAACCAUCCCCUCACUUUCUCUCCCACAUAACAGGAGAAGAGGAGAGACAGCAUUCAAAUAUUCUAACUUUUCAAUAGAUUAUUCAUUGAUUUCCAACUCUUGCAGUUUCUUUUAGUCUUCUGAGAGAAGUUUGGAAGAUUUUCUUGAACAAUUUUUGUAGUUUCAAGAAUGGAGGGAUCAUACAGUUAUGAUAGGAGUGAUGAACCCAUAGAACUGCCCCCUGGUUUCCGAUUCCAUCCGACCGAUGAAGAGCUCGUGUCUCAUUACUUAUCUCCGAAGGUACUCGACCGCAACUUCUCCACAAAAGCUAUAGGCGAGGUAGACUUAAACAAGGUUGAGCCUUGGGAUUUGCCAUGGAAGGCGAAAAUCGGGGAGAAAGAGUGGUACUUCUUCUUCUUGAGGGAUAGGAAGUAUCCGACUGGGUCGAGGACUAACCGAGCCACGAGUGCUGGAUACUGGAAGGCCACGGGGAAGGAUAAGGAGAUUUUCCGAGGACAAAUUCUGGUUGGGAUGAAAAAGACUUUAGUUUUCUAUAGGGGAAGAGCUCCUAAAGGAGUUAAAAGCAAUUGGGUUAUGCAUGAGUAUAGAUUACAAGGAAAGGGUUCCAAUAUUUUCUCUACAGCUUCAAAGAAUGAAUGGGUGAUUUGCAGAGUCUUUAAGAAGGGCUCAGGAGGAAGUAAAGUCCAUAUAUCAGGGCCGUCGAGUAGCGGUGAUUCUUGUCUCGAUUUACCUUCGUUGAUCGAUUUGUCAUCUGGUGAAAAUACAACGAAUGCUGCUGCUCGAGGAUCUCAUGUGACCUGCUUCUCCAAUCUGAUACAAGAUCAGCAAGAUACAUCUGUUGACAAAUUUACCUCUUCUUCAAACAUGAAUUUCCUUGAUCCACGUAUCGAAGAUUUGCAUUGCCCAGAUUCUAUUUCGAAACAAGAACAGACAACACUACACCGUUUGUGCAGAACAAAUAGCUCAUACAUUAAGCAAUAUGCCGCAACUGAUUUUGAUGAUGGAGAUAUUUCCAUCAUUUCAAGCGGGCAAAUUGAGUUAGAUUUCUUGUGGAACUACUGAGUUUUAGAAAAUGUAGAUUCAGAAUAAGAGAAGCAGCAGAAGAUUUGGUAUUCAGAGUCUGUUAAGAUUAUUGUUUCUGCAUGCAUUUCUUAGCUCAAACAUGUACAAAAAUAUGAUCAAAUCCUAGCUGUGCCUAAUAACUCAUUUCUUCAAUAAUAUUAUGAUUUUGGAGACCUA